Molecule: messenger RNA, 1540 nt
Organism: Hibiscus syriacus
Lineage: Eukaryota; Viridiplantae; Streptophyta; Magnoliopsida; Malvales; Malvaceae
Exons: 2
Coding region: 39-1442 (467 amino acids)
Source: RefSeq, a predicted model, not a curated record
CAAAACCCAUAAAUUAUUUCAAACAAAAACACACAAAGAUGCCUUCUUCUCCAUCGAUUCUGGUCUCAAAAUCCAUGAUUUUCCCAGACCAAAAAUCAAGCCUUGGAGACCUCAAGCUUUCUGUUUCUGAUCUCCCCAUGUUGUCUUGCCAUUACAUCCAGAAAGGUUGUCUCUUCACUCGCCCUUCGAUUCCCACCAACUCACUCGUUUCUCUCCUCAAACUAUCCCUCUCCAAGACGCUGUCGUUUUUCCCUCCUCUCGCUGGCCGCCUUCUCACCGACGAAAAGGGUUACAUUUACUUAACUUGUAACGACGCCGGAGUCGAGUUCCACCAUGCCCGAUGCGUCUCCCGGUUCAUCCGCGACGUCAUUGGGCCGGUUCAUGUUCCGGAGCUGGUGAAGGAGUUUUUUACUUUUGAUAAGACGGUUAGUUAUCAGGGACAUUACAGGCCGAUCAUGGCGGUCCAGGUCACCGAGCUGGCCGAUGGAGUCUUCAUCGGAUGCUCGGUUAACCAUGCGGUGACUGACGGCACGUCGUUCUGGAAUUUCUUCAACACUUUCGCGGAAAUUUGCAGAAAAAUGAGUAACAGCAAUAAUGAGACGAUCGAUAAAAUCUCAAGGCGACCGGAUUUUUCACGUGAAUCGGUUUUGAUUUCGCCGGCGAUUUUAAAAGUCCCCGACGGCGGCCCCAAAGUUACGUUCAACGAAAACGAGCCGUUAAGGGAGAGGAUCUUCAGUUUCAGCAGAGAAGCCAUUUUGGAACUCAAAGCCAAAGUUAACAACAACAGCGACGUUAAUGGAGACUUUAACGCCGUUGAAAUCAUGGGGAAGCUAAGUAACGACAAGUACCAUACUGAAAUGGCUCCGGUUUCAAAAACGGCGGAGAUUUCAUCGUUUCAGUCGCUUUCGGCUCUUCUCUGGCGGGCGGCAACACGUGCGAGGAAGCUCCCUGCUUCCAAAACGACGAAGUUUAGAAUGGCGGUGAAUUGUCGUCACAGGCUGAACCCGAAGAUGGAUCCUUUAUACUUCGGGAAUGCAAUUCAAAGCAUCCCGACGUACGCCUCCGCCGGUGACGUCACGUCGCGAAGCAUACGUUGGUGCGCCGAGCAGUUGAACGAAAGCGUGAAAGCUCACGACGACGAAACCGUGCGUCGUUUUAUCCGUAACUGGGAGAAGGAUCCACGGUGUUUUCCGUUGGGAAACUUCGACGGCGCGUCGAUGACGAUGGGGAGUUCCCCGAGAUUCCCGAUGUACGACAACGAUUUCGGUUGGGGACGGCCUUUGGCGGUUAGGAGCGGCGGAGCAAACAAAUUCGACGGCAAGAUCUCUGCUUUUCCGGGGCGGGAAGGGAACGGUAGCGUCGAUUUGGAGGUGGUUUUGGCGCCAGAAACAAUGGCCGGGAUUGAGUCGGAUCACGAGUUCAUUCAAUAUGUUACCGUUUAAAACGGACGGCGUAGAUGUAUUUUCAUUUUAUCACGUGUUCUGUUCUUGGCCGUUGGAUGAGUUAUUAGUAAAUUAAAUAAUAAUCUUGGAUUUAAGUA